AUGACUUCGAACGACGGUAAUGUAACUAAAGGGAAGGAUACAAAUUCACAAACUCUAAAUUCAUUAGAGUCCGAGAAUUCAUCCAAUUUUAUCAAUACAAUUAAUAUCAACGAUAAUUAUUCUGAGGCAACUCUCAAUAUAUUACAAAAUGACCUUAAUUUUGACGAAAGUCUAGUAUCAACUAAAUCAGAACAAAAGUGCUACCAUUUUCAAAGUUCAAAACUGAAUUCAUCAGCAAAUUCUCCAAUUACAUUUACUAAUCCAUUCCUUCAUGCUUCCUUAAAUUCUUCACCUCAAUUAUCGACUUCACGAUUAUCAACUUCACGUUACAAUUCUACAACAAAUUCCGUUACUCCAAUCAUUCAAAGAAAUCCUUCAAUGACUUCUCAAAUCAAAAAUUCUAUAACAACUAGAAUGAAUGCUAUAAAUAAUUUUGUAAAAAGUUUUCGAGAUUUUAUCAGGGGUCGUAAACCAGACGUUUUAAGUCGUGAAUUCUUAAUAGAUCCUGAUCAUAAAGGGCCUAUUUUAGAUGCUCAAACAAACACUCCUUAUGUAAAUAAUUCAAUUACUACAUCUCGAUAUACGUUUUACAACUUUCUUCCAAAACAACUUUAUGCUCAAUUUUCCAGAGCUGCGAAUCUUUACUUUUUAUUUAUGGCCACUCUUCAGAUCAUACCAGAUUGGUCUCCUACUGGUCAAUUUACAACAUUGGUUCCUUUAAGUAUAUUCAUUUCUUUAUCUAUUGCUCGUGAAGGUUUUGAUGAUUAUCGAAGACAUAGGCAAGAUUUUGCUGAGAAUAAUAAAGAGUGCACUGUAUUACGUAUAUAUAAUCCAAAUGGUCGAUUUGCCAUACCAACAAAGAUUAAAUGGAAAGAUUUAAGAGUUGGUGAUCUGGUAUUAAUCAAGGCUCAAGAAUGGGUUCCUGCUGAUUUAUUAUUACUUUCUUCUAAGGGUGAAAAUGGUGUAUGUUAUAUUGAAACUGCUGCUUUGGAUGGUGAAACAAAUUUAAAGCAACGUAAAGCUUUAGAAGAAACAAAUUCAAUGUUGAAUUCUCCUGACUCACUAUCAGAGUUUAGAGGAAAAUUAUGUGCUAAAGGUCCCGAUCAAGAUUUAUAUAAUUUUGACGGUUACUUGGAAUUCAAUGGCAAAAAUUUACAAUUAUCCAAUAAUCAAAUCUUAUUAAGAGGUACUAUAUUACGCAACACUCCAGAAAUUUAUGGUCUAGUGAUUUUUACCGGUGAAGAAACAAAACUUCGUAUGAAUGCAUCCAAAAAUAUUCGAACAAAAGCUCCUAAUAUGCAAAAAAUAAUGAAUCGUGUUAUUUUUAUCCUUUUAUUCUUUGUCCUUUUAUUGGCUGCUACUUGCACUUAUAUGUCUGCAAAUUGGAUAAGACGUGGCAAAGAUAGUAAUUGGUACUUGAGAGGAAAUACUCGUGAUAUGGUUACCGUAUUUUUUUCUUUCUUGAUUAUUUUCAACACCAUGAUACCAAUAUCUUUAUAUGUCACUAUGGAAGUUGUUAAACUUGCUCAAAUUUAUUUUAUAAAUAAUGACAUACGAAUGUAUAAUGAAGAAACUGAUACUCCAGCUGAAUCUCGUACCUCUACUAUUAAUGAAGAUUUAGGUCAGGUUAAAUAUGUGUUUACUGAUAAGACUGGUACUUUGACUGAAAAUAUCAUGUUAUUCAGACAAUUGAGCGUUUGUGGUCAAAAAUUUUUACAUGAUAAGGAUGGUAAUAGAAUUGACACUGAAGAUUUAUUAAAGAUGUUAUCUAUAUCUUUACCGAUUUCAAAGAAAGCAAUAACUUCAAUUUUAACUUCAAAACGACAAAAGAAUAAUACUCAUUAUUCAGAAGAUCUUAAUGAUGAAAUCAUACCAACAGCUUCAGUAACUCGUCAAAAUUCUGUAACCAGCAACAAUUUUUCUAUGAUUGCUCCACGUUCUUCAACUCCUUCUUCUUACUCAAUGAAAUCUAAGAAAUUAUUAAAUGAUCAAUCAAUUUUAAACACUCUUGAUUUAUUAACUUUAAUACAUUAUCUACCAAAUACAAUCUUUGAUCAACGUGCUAAAUUUUUCUUACUUGCCAUGUCCUUAUGUCACACGUGUGUGCCGGAAUUUGAUAAUGAAACUGAUGAUGUAAUUUAUCAAGCUGCUUCACCUGAUGAAUUUGCUAUUGCCAAUGCUUCUAAAGAUUUGGGUUAUAUCAUGACGGAUCGCUCUAUGGGAAAGAUUUCACUUAAAAUAAAUGAUCUUGUACCUAAUAUGUCUGAUGAAAACAAUAGUUUAAAUCAAGAUUUUCAAAUAUUGAAUAUAUUAGAAUUUUCAAGUAAACGUAAGAGAAUGUCUGUAAUAUAUAGACUUCCUGAUGGUAGAAUUUGUUUAUUUUGUAAAGACAAAACAACAGAUUUAUAUUCCGUAUUAGAUGAUAAUUGGAUAUGUCAACAAACUAUACGACAUCUUCAUGAAUUCGCAAUAGAAGGUCUUCGAACUUUAUUAUAUGCUCAUCGUUUUAUUGAAGAAGAUGAAUAUUUAUCAUGGAAUAAACAAUUUCAAGAAGCUUUAAAUUUAUUGAUAAAUAAACGGGAAAAAAUUGAUGAAUUAGCUGAAUUAAUAGAACGUGAUUUGGAAAUUACUGGUGCAACUGCUAUUGAAGAUAAAUUACAACGUGGUGUACCUGAAACUAUUGAUAAAUUACGUUUGGCUGGUAUUAAAGUUUGGAUGUUGACUGGUGAUAAACGUGAAACUGCAAUAAAUAUUGGUCAUUCUUGUUCAAUUAUAAAAGAUCAUUCAAUAUUAAUAAAUAUUGAUCAAACUACUGAUCUUAUAACAAUUUCAAAUUUAUUAAAAGAUGUUAAAAAUCAUAUGGUAAUAGUUAUAGAUGGUGAAUCUUUAAUGAAAAUCGAACAAGAUCUUUUACUCAUGGAUUUAUUUUUAGAUUUAGGAUUAAAAUGUGACGCUUUAAUAUGUUGUCGUGCAAGUCCAUCUCAAAAAGCUCUUUUAGUUCGUAGUAUUAGAGAAAAAUCAAAAGAUUCCGUUGUAACUUUAGCAAUUGGUGAUGGUGCAAAUGAUAUUGCAAUGAUACAAGAAGCUCAUGUAGGAAUAGGAAUAACUGGUCGUGAAGGUUUACAAGCUGCAAGAUCAAGUGAUUAUUCAAUUUCACAAUUUAGAUUCUUGGAAAAUCUUUUAUUCGUUCAUGGUCGAUGGUCUUAUAUUCGAGUAUCAAAAUUUGCAUUAGGAACUUUAUAUAAAUGUAUGUGCUUUUAUUUAACCCAAGGAUUAUUUCAAUUAUUUGCUGCUUUUUCCGGUUCUAGUUUAUAUGAACAAUGGUCACUUGCUUCUUAUAAUACUUUAUUUUCUUCAUUACCCGUAAUGGUUAUUGGAAUAUUUGAAAAAGAUUUAAAUUAUGAUACAUUAAUGGAAAUUCCAAGACUUUAUAAAAUUGGUCAAGAAAAUAAUCAAUUUAAUAUUAAAAUAUUUUUUUCUUGGAUGUUUGGAGCUAUAUGUCACGCUAUAUCUAUAGUAUCUAUACCAAUAUUAUUACAUGGAUUUUUUCAUAAUUAUGAAAUUAGAGUUGGUGGAUCUCCUCAAAUCUUUGAAUUAGGAAUGGUUAUUUAUACAUGUAUUGUAUUUGUAGUAACAAUUCAUAUCUCUUAUUUACAAUCUCAUAAUUGGACCGGUGUUUCUCAUUUUACUUCAUUUAUAAUGAUAUGUGGUUGGUUUGCUUAUCAAGUUAUGUAUUCUUAUGCAUAUCCAAUUGAUAAUAAAUCUGCCAUGUAUGAUGUUAGAGGUGUAUUUCAAAGAGUUGGGAAUAAAACUACUUUUUGGUCUACUGUAUUAUUGACAGUAUCAUUUGCUUUAAUUCCUCAUUUUAUUCUUAAAAUUUUUAGAAAUUUAAUUAAAUCUACCGAUGUAGAAUUUUAUCAAGAAGCUGAAAAAGAUCCACAAUAUUUAAAAAAACUUAUAGAAUGUGAAAAUUUAGAUUAUGAAAAUUUCGAUAAUGAAGAUUCGCAUAAAUUUAAUAUUGAAGAAAAAGAUGAUACAAAAUUUGAUAUUAAUCAAAAUUUCAAUUCUUCAUUGGAAAAACGUAAUUCUUCACUUAUAGCACAUUAUCAAUAUUCCUCUUCUUCAACGUCGAUCAUUGACGGUAAUAUUGAUGGAAAUAUGGCACAAAUGGUUUUUUCACAAAUAACUUGUUAUGAGAGAAAAGGAUGUCGAAAAAUAUAA
This is a messenger RNA of Cetraspora pellucida, 4221 nucleotides long. The record is from the annotation of a GenBank genome assembly. Lineage: Eukaryota; Fungi; Glomeromycota; Glomeromycetes; Diversisporales; Gigasporaceae.